This is a messenger RNA of Spinacia oleracea (spinach), 1456 nucleotides long. RefSeq lists its product as uncharacterized. Gene Ontology annotation, molecular function: endopeptidase inhibitor activity. NCBI's taxonomy places the organism in Eukaryota, Viridiplantae, Streptophyta, Magnoliopsida, Caryophyllales, Amaranthaceae. The record is from RefSeq and is a predicted model, not a curated record. The coding region runs from base 1 to 1197 and encodes 398 amino acids. The transcript is spliced from 4 exons.
AUGGCUAAUCAACUUUCAAAUCAAACCCCAAAGAACAAACCCCAAAAUCUCAUUUUCUGCCCUGACAAGUAUAUCUUCUACAGCUGCCCUAGGGCAGUUGAGUUUUGGUCAAAAGUCAAGUUUAUCCCCAAAGUUAGAUGCUCCAACUCAGAUUUUCAAAAUUGGUUCAUGGAAAAUGUUUCUGAAAGCAAAAAUGUAGAUGAGUUAGAUAUAGAACAUGCAACUGUUUUUAUCUUCUGUAUUUGGAGAAUGUGGUUGAGAAGAAACAUGGAUAAGAACAACAUGUAUAUAGAUGGAGUUGCUGGUACCACAACAACAGUGUCAGCUACAACUGCUGAAACUCAAGCAAUCUUGCUAGCUCUAUCUUGGGCUGCUGUCAAUAAGUGGGAGGAUACUGUGGGAACUCCUAAGAAGCCAAAGAAGCCUGUUUUUGCAAACAAGAAGGCGAGAUUCGAUGAAGGAAGUGGAUCACGUAGCAAGGAAGGCAAGGAGGCUGCUGAAUCCGUCGCAUCAAGGAGUUAUAAUGGUUUAAGUAACUCUUUCGAACCAAAAAAAAAACUUUCAACCACAAUCCUCCUUAUCUUAUCUCUUACGAUUACUAUAGCAACCGCAGCCGACGACGACUCUCUCGUGCUAGACGUCGAAGGGAACCCACUCGAAGCAGGCUCACCCUAUUACGUCCGCACCGAACUAUCGAAACUCCAAAUCGGGGGUGGCCUAGUCUUCGCAUCAAAACCAAACCACCCCGAAUGCCCUCAAUACGUAGCCCAAUUAGCCGAAGGCUGGAACGGGGAAUCCCCAAUAACGUUCCUCCCAUCUGACCCAUCAAACAAACAUAUCCACAUUUCUUCAGACCUUAACAUAAUAUUCAACAACACCACAUCUACCGUCUGCUCUCAAGGGGCAUGGCAGCUCACCCCCGAUGCUAACUCCGGUAAAUUAUACUUAUCUACCGGAGGAAGUAUCGGAAAACCGAGUUCGCAAACGACAGCUGCUAAUUGGUUAAAGAUAGAGAGAAGUAGUGUUGAUUCGAGCUUUUAUCAACUCGAGUAUUGUCCUAGUAGUACUUCAACUAAUAUAGUGUGCGGCGUUAUCGACGCUCUUGAUUAUACAGAUGAUUUCCGCUUGGUGUGGUUGGGUCUCUCACCGGUUCGUAUCACUAAUUUCUUCCAUUUGCUCAGUUUCAUUAAAGCUUAAUCGUACGUCUCCUAUUAUUUUCUUAAUUAUUUUUGUGAAUGAGCCGUGAAGACUAAACAAAUUAUAAAUGGGUCAAGAUUCGAACGUGAGAUUUAUUGUAUAUGGACUCUCGUUCUUUUUUAAAUAAAAAGGUAAUUUGUGUGUAGCUAAAGGAUCAAUAAAAAUGAAAUUCCUCCAAUCCCUUUUUAAUUGGAGUCUUUUUCACUUUUGCAUAAUCUACUUGUAUACCUCUUUCAAACCGUAUUACGGAGUAUUUUGU